This is a messenger RNA of Gryllus bimaculatus (two-spotted cricket), 7143 nucleotides long. Lineage: Eukaryota; Metazoa; Arthropoda; Insecta; Orthoptera; Gryllidae. The record is from the annotation of a GenBank genome assembly.
GUUAAGGGAUAAGAUCACAAAGUCAUCCAGAUCUUUUCACAAUGAAAGAAUCGUAUUCUAUGUUUACACCUCAUGAAAUGGAAAUUCUGUGUAACAAAUGUCAGAGAUAAUACGACGUGGCAACAUUGCUUGAGUUUCGCGGUAUUUUUCUCCCGCCAAGCCGUUGAGGGGGGUGGUGGUUUUGUUUUGAGGGCUGUGUGUGGCAGGUGUGCGGGAAAGGUUUGGAUUGACUGCUUUUAUGUGAUGUUUGUGGAAUAAGAAUUGGAGUUUAACUCUUGUUUUAUAUAUUAGGUUGUGAGCAGAUCUUUAAGUGCUUUAAUAAUGCCGAAAGUGGUAUUGGUUUAAUACAUGAAAGUGAUGACUGUUUGGUGGAAAAGCAAAUAUAUUUUUCCUUAGUGCAUAAGUUUAUAAUAAUCAUGAAAGAUUUGACUCAUUAUUUUCAAUCUCCAAACAAGAUAGUAAAUGCAAAUAAUUCUUCUGUAGAUGAUGUAGCUGUGAUUGAGAAAUCUCCUCCGGAUUUGGGUUCUGAUCGUAAUGGCUCGGUUUCACCUUGUUUUGAAAGAUUGAGUAGAAACGGGAUUAAUGAAGCGGGAAGCUUGGAAAAUCAUGUGUGUGAUCCAGAAGAAUGCCAGGUCUUAGUAAAAGAACAUUCAAGUGCACGAAAAAACAAACGUAAAUGUCUUACAGCUUCUGGAAAGCCUUCUGGUUAUGUUAAUGGUACUUCAAAUUGUGAUGAAGGUGAAAGCAGUAAACAAUUAGAAGAAAAAACAAGAAAAGGGUCCAAGAAGAAAUAUGCAGAGAACGGUAAUGUUAUUAGUGAUGAAAAGUGCGUAGAACCUGAGAGUCCUGAAGGUACAUCACUGUCUCCUAAUGCUUUUCAGGUUCUUAUGUCCACUCAGCAGGUGUUCAGUAGCACAAAUUCUGGUAGAAAAAAUUGUUCCCAAGAUAUUGUUGAGAAUGAUCAAUUGAAGCGUGAAAAUAAAAAAAAGAUCCAAGAAAAUUUGGAACAAAUGGCAAAGCGGAAGUUGGAAAUGGAAGCAAAUAUAAAAGCUUGUGAAAUAAUUGGUGGAAAAUCUGCGAAAAAACGGAGAAGGAUUAUUGUUGAGUCUGACCCGGAAAGUGAAGCAACUUCAGUGACAGAAAACAGUUCUGAUGCUAUGUCAGAUCAAGUUCUUGAAAACAAACCUGGGAAACGACGAAAGUCUGUUCUUAAAGUUGAUAUAAAAAGAAAACAAAGUAAAAACAAGAUAUCUGAUGAAAUUUCUGAACUGGAAAUUUUAGAAUCUGAAGUUGUGAAAUCUCGAAAGUUCAAUAAGAAGAAAAAUGAAGAGAGUAAUGCAAGAAAGUCAAAGAAUAUGGAAGUAAAUGUAUGUAAUGAAAUUGAAGUAUUGCAACAAAAUAAUAUUGAUCUUCAGAAUAGUACUGCUGAUACAAAAGUUGAAGAUUUGGAAGUAAAAAGCAAUGUAGAUAAUGAAAAAUGUGGUAACUCUGAUCCUUCAGCAAUGAUUAUCAAUUCGAAUGACUUUUCUGCCACACCUAAUGCCACCAUGAAAAAGGGUAAUAUUUUGAAUUAUUUUAAUAAAGUGUCCAAUGAUGUGAAACGACAACAAUCUGAAAAGAUAAAAGUUACUGCUGAUGUGCAUUUUCCUGUGGUUUCUGAUGUAAAAGUAUCUAGAAAAGUUGUAAUGAAAAAGAGAUCUAAAAAGAAAGAAUCAAAUGAAGAUGAUAUUCAGUUGAUUGACUCAGAAAUAAUUGAGAAACAAAAUCUUGAAGAUUCUGAAACAACAAAAUCUUUUGCUGCUGUGGUAGAAAGCAGAGUGCCUUGUGCUACCAGUCCACCUCUGCAAACAGAAUCAAAAUGCAGCUCACCAUCCCUCAAAAACUGGAAAAUACGGAUUCAAAUUAAGCAAUCUCCGACUGCAAAUCGCAAAGAAAAGAGUUCUCCAGUUAAAAAGAGAAAAUUAAAGAUACAUGAUAAAAAACCCAGAAACAGUGAGACAUCACUGAAUAUUACAUUGGAAAAAACAGAUGAGGUGCCAUUAUCGAACAAUAAUCGGAAGUUAGAUGGGAAGGAUAUACCAAUUGUGGAGGACAAAUUGCAAAAUCUAAGAGAGUCCUCUCCUAGCUCCAGUUUGCAAAAGAAGAAAAAGUUGGUUUUAGCGAAGUCUACUCCUGUGAAGAACAAGUCCUGUAAAGACAAGGAGGGUGUUUGUGAACUGAAAGAAACAGCUGAUGAAAACGAACCUUUAUUGAGAAGGAUGAAAGAAGUUUUGGAUAAUGAAUAUAAGAAAAGUAAAAAUUCUCGUUUAGAUAAGGAAGUCACUCUGAAUGAAAAGCGCUCUACUGGAGUGAAAGUACACACUCCCAAAGGAAGGAAAACAUUUGUCGCUAAAAAAUCUUCCACUCCGACUUUGGAAAGCAAAUCUACUGAGAAAAAAGGAUCUUUCUUGAAAAACUGUAAUGAAGGGAACCAACUUUCGCCAGAACCAACAGGUACUAAGACAACUUUAAAAAGAAAACGUUCUUUUGUGUUGCAAGAGUCACCUCCUCUAAAGAAAUCUGGUGCCAAAAGUUCUCCGAUAAAAAAGACUAUUAAGAAUAAAUCACCUGCUAAAGAUAAUCUCGCAAAGAAAGAUACCAGUACUCCUAAAAAAGUUUUGGAAGAAGUUGAAAGUCUCCUGGAGAAUGAAGAAUCUCUUGAAUGCACUUUUAUAAAGAAAAAUGGUAAUUGUUUGGAAGAAGAAAGUAUUUCUUCCAAGAAAAAUAUUGGGAAUGAUAGUUUUACGAGAGGGAAAAAAGUGUUGUCUUUGACCAAGCAUAAGAAUAACAUGAGUUCUGAAGAAAAAGAUGAAACAUCGACAUGUGGUCGGGCUAAAAGAAGCUGCACCACAAAGAAAACAACAUACAUAGAGGAGGAUAUUGAUACCUCAAAGAAAUCAAAGGGGGAAGCAAUAACUGCCAGACGAAAGAGAAGUGUCUCUGCAAGAACACCUGUUCAUGAAGAGAGCAAUGCUUUUCAGAGUUCAAAUAUGUUUGAAAGUUUAAGUUCAUCUGCUGGUCGUCGAAGUUCUUCUCGCAAGAAGUCUGCUUUCCUAGCUGCAGAUUAUGGAAUCAGUGAUGAUGAAGAGGAGGAUUUUGAUGAUGACAGUGAUGAUGAUUUUUUUGGCGACAGUGAUUAUUAUGACAGUGAUUUUGGUGAUAGUGAUGAAAAUUUUAUCAACAGUGAUCACCAAGAGUGUGUUGAUUCCACUUUUGAUUUGAAGGAAAAGAAUGAUAAAGAAGGAAACAUGACUUCUAAAAGAAGACAUGCUUCACUUAGGCAAAAAAAGGCCCUUUCUAAGAGCAUACCUAUUUCUAAAAAGGAAUUGAUAGCCGCAUUUUCAGAAAAAGUUGCUAUUUCUAAAGUAAAGAGAGCACAAUCAAAAGGGAAAAUGCUUAAUCAAGAAGUAGUUCUGCAAUUUAUAAAAAAAGCUAAAGGAACUUUGAACAGAAAAAUGGCAUUACAUGAUCCUGAAAACUUCCCAUGUAAACAAACAAAUGAUGCAGGAAAAAAAUCAGUGCCAAUUAAACUGGCUCCGGUUUUUGUCUCUCAGAAAGCAAAGAAACCAGACAAGGUAACAAUGUUGGCUCGAAAAACAUUUCUGCAAAGUGGUGUCCCUGAAGUUGUUAAGAAAAUGGUGGAGGUUCAAAAAUUAGCAGAAGAGCAGGAACAUACUGAAUUUCCAUUGAUAUCCCAUAUUCAGCAAAAAGAUGAUGGUGCAUUAGUUUGGAAUUUAGCUGAUGCUCUCCAAAAAUUUCCCCCUACUCUGGAUGUUACAUUACCAACUCCUUCAGAAGACUUCAAGGGAAAUUUUACAAAAUGCACUGAAGGCUCUAUCAGUACAAUGACUUACAGUGCUUCUCAGCCUCCAAAGAUCCUAUUGUUUCGUGAUUUUCUCCGGUGCAUAAAAGCUGAAUCUCGAGAUUUUCCUGUUUAUCGUACAUUCAGAUACCUUCUUGAGAUAAAUCAUCCACAGCAGUUAAAAGGUGUCAAGGAUAAUGCUGAAAAAAAAGGAAAACGCAGAAGCAGUUUAGCGAAGAAGAAAGAACAAGCAAACAGUGCCCAGGACUCAGAGAAAAGGUGUGCCGCUUGGACAGCAAAGUAUCGACCAUUAUCAUCAGAGAAUAUUUUGGGAAAUGGUUAUACCAUAAGCCGUUUCAAGAAGUGGUUGGAACUUUGGGUGCAAGUAAAAGAAAAUACUUUCCAGAAAAAGUUUAAAGAAGAUGUUAGUAGUGGUGAUGAAUUUCUAAAUGACGCAAGCGAUGAUGAAUCGGGACGUACAGUUCUUCCAAAAAAGUCAGUUGUUCUCAUGGGUCCUACUGGCUCUGGUAAAACAAUGACAGUAUAUGCAUUGGCUCAUGAACUUGGCUUCAAGGUGUUGGAAGUGAAUGCAGCAUCUAAACGCACUGGACGAAGAAUCCUUUCUGAAUUACUUGAGGCCACACAAUCUCAUCAGGUGCAGGGGAAAGGAGAUGAGACUGUUUCGGGAAUCAAGAGCUUUUUUACAACCAAUGGACCCUCACAGAAGACUAAACAGCCAAAAAAAGAAACAGAGCAAAUAAGCAAGCUAUCACUCAUUCUUGUAGAUGAUGUUGAUGUAGUUUUUGAAGAGGAAGAUGAGGGUUUUGUCUCGGCUUUAAGUACUCUUGUUAUUGGCUCGAAAAGACCUGUUGUCCUUGUUACCUCAGACUCUUCGUGUCCACAUCUGCCUCGUUUUAUGGAGAAUAGUUUGGUGUUAGAAUUCAGGCAUCCUCCCUCUAAAAUGAUCAGCAAGUGCUGGCUCACUGGCUGGCUGUUUCGUUUUUGUGAGCGAUAUGGCAAAAUUUGGAAGACUGUUGGGGAAGCUACAAAUACUGAUGUGAAAGCUGCUCAAGAGUGGAAGGAUCAUCUGAAAAAUACAAGUGCUUCGCCAGAGCUUGAGGCUUGUGAAGAUCAUUGUGAGGUAUGGGAUCAAAUUGCAAAGGAGUUAGAACUUCCAUCAAGUGUUUUUGAUGAUUAUAUCACUAUUGAUGCUGGGACUGAAACAAGUGUGUGGCUGCAGUUGGUGGCUCUCUUGGAAGGUGUGAGAGUUCGCAAAUCUUGUGUGGAAGAAUUACUGAGGUUUAACAAAGGUGAUGUCAGGAAAACGCUCCUGCAGUUGCAGUUUUGGGUGCUUUCUGGCGGUGAGAACUCUAAAGCACUUCCAGAAUCAUCCAAUGAAACACCUGAAGACUUUCCAGAUGACACGUCUAAUUCCAGUUGGGUGUCUCUUGAUGACAAAAAGAUAAAAAAUGAUGCACAUCAUCCCCUUCAUUCGCAGUGCCUUAGUUCGUUUUUGGAGUUGGACGACCUAAUUUUACAGGUUGAUUGGAGUAAAAUAUGGUGGAAUAUGCCACAACUUGCAGGUUUAAAUCAAGUAUCACAUGUAAAAACUAGUGAAAUGUGUAAUAAUGAAGGCAAGAAAGAAAUCACUCAUGUGGCCCCAAGUGUAGAAGCUUCUUUAGAAAGAGAAAGUAGAAUUAAAGGUGACAAUGAAGAACACAACAAAUGGAAAAGUGUGUGUUCUGUUGACCAUAUGAGAGUGCUAGUACAACUUGCAGAUGCUCUGUCAGUGGCGGAAGAACUGUCUUCAGCCACAGACAGUGUUGCAAGUGAACCCUACCAGUGUGCUUGGGAGAAGGCUCCUUUUGACAGCUUGUCUCUGAGCCAAGACAUGAGACCAUCUGCUUAUGGAACCAAAGUCACUGCCCAGUCCAUAGGGAAUUGGUUGGUGUCUGCCAGUGUGAGCCAAAGCUCUUCGUUGUUGUGUCCAGAAAAGCAUUUGCCUCUGGCUAAUGUCAUUCAACAGCAACCUCCCCAAGAAGAAAUGAGUUGGAGAGAACAGCAACAUAAUGCAUGCAGGGAGUUUGAAGAUGCAAUUUCCAUGCUUUAUUGGCCCCAAAGAAGAGCAGUGAGUUUGGAUUACAUGUCGUGUUUGCGGACAAUUUCUAGAUUGGAAAAUGACAGAGUUAGUGUGAAUGAUAAAAGAAAUAAUAGAUUUUUUCAUUAUUUACGGGGUUUAGGAGCUCAUCCAAGCCCUUCAGCUCUAGAUACAGCCUGUAAUGUAUUUAACUUUUACAAUAAUUUAUAAUGAAUAGAUAAGAACAUUUUAAAAAAAUCAAGUAUUACAUGGUAUAUUUGUAAUUAACUGGAGUUUCUGAGAUGUUUGAUUGUAUUAGUUUGUUUUGAGAUAAAUCUGAGUGUUGUGUAAAUAUCCAUUGUACAUAUGCCAUUAAUAAUUGACAUUUCAUACAAAGUAUGUAAAGUUGUAAAAAUCCAGUUGACUGCAAGUUAUUUUAUGUAGAUAGGAUAUUUUUAAUAAAACUCCAUUGAAGUACACUUAUCACUUGCAUCAAAAAAUUAUAUUUUCUAUGACAUGUAAAUCAGAAUUUUAUUUGGUUCUGGACCAAUAUUUUGGUCACAUGCCAAGAUUGUUUGUGAAUUAUUCUGGGCAAUGUGAUAUUGUUAUUAAAUAUGAAGAAUAAAUCAUGUAAAUAAAAUUACGGUAAUAAGAAAUUGAAACCUGAUGUGUCUUAAAAUUGUGGAUACAAUGUGAAACUACAGGAUAAUUUAUAAGUAUGUAGUGCACAAAUUUUAUGUAUUUUUUCGUGAAACAAAUUUAUUUUUAUACAUUCAAAGUAAAAAUAAACAUUGAAAUACCCCUGAAAUAUCUUAAAGCAUUCUGUUGCCUUUUGUUAAGUUAUUUAUAGCUUAAGCUAAUUAAGUUUUGUUUUUGCUGUUGUUUAAAGGUACAUCUUGAAUGAAUGUUAUUUGUAGUAGUUUUUAACAUGCUGAUUUUAUUCUAGUGAAUAUUACCUCAGUUCAGAAUCACAGUGUGCCCUUUUGUACUGAAAUAAAAUCUAUCAACUAAUAGGACAUUUUUUAAUAAAGUAAAAAUAAUUAUACCUGUUUUAUCACACUCAGGUUUUAUUUAAUGAUUGGAAUAUUUUGGAAUAAUAUGUCUGAAAUAUAAUUUUGUAUUCUGAAGUAAUUUAUUUGAAUGAAAUUGAAAUCAUUCUUUAUCAGUGGAAUUAAAAAAGUAUACUCUUUUUUCAUCAGUGGAAAUAAAAUAAUUUCCUCUCGUA